AUGGAAAAAGAGCGACCGGAAGAGGCAUACGAUCCUUUUGAACGUGCAAUUCGUAAAACUGGAUGUUGGAAAGAGCAUUUGAUGUGUGCUGAAUGUAUAGGUGAUACAAAAGAUUGGCGAGAGUGCAACGAAGAGUUGCAGAAAUUUAGAAGUUGCAUGCAAAAUUAUAUGCAAGAUAAGCUGGAGUCUUCUCAAAAAGCGUCAAAUUAA
Molecule: messenger RNA, 210 nt
Organism: Cercopithifilaria johnstoni
Lineage: Eukaryota; Metazoa; Nematoda; Chromadorea; Rhabditida; Onchocercidae
Source: the annotation of a GenBank genome assembly